Molecule: messenger RNA, 989 nt
Organism: Phoenix dactylifera (date palm)
Lineage: Eukaryota; Viridiplantae; Streptophyta; Magnoliopsida; Arecales; Arecaceae
Product: large ribosomal subunit protein eL20z-like
Source: RefSeq, a predicted model, not a curated record
GACUUUCUUGACCCGAUAUAGCUCCGAGAGAGAGAGAGAGAGAGAGAGAGAGAGAGGGGAAAGAUUUGGUAAUAACGUCUUCUUUGCCUCCAUGAGUCCAUAGCCAUCCCCCUUCAACCGAAGAAAAAAAAAAAAGCUAGCGAGGAGAAGUGAAAAAGAUGAAUGAAGGCGACGGGAAGAGCCGGGGAAUCACGGGCGAUCACUACGGCGGCGGCGGCCACCCCCAUCAGCAGCAGUAUGGGACGUUCCAGGGCAGCGCCCCGGGCUAUCCUCAGCCGGCAAUCGGGUUCCCGCAGCCGGCUCCUCCGCCCGCGUUGGCCCCCUCUACUUAUCUCCCUCCUUAUUCCGGCGGCCCUCUAUACUAUUCCCAUGGCUACCAAUUCGUUCCAGGUUAUGCUACGGUUGCUGAAGGAAGACCUUUAAGAAUGCCACGCCUUCCCUGCUGUGGCAUUGGUAUUGGCUGGUUUCUGUUUAUCAUUGGCUUCUUUCUUGCUGCUAUUCCCUGGUAUGUUGGAGCUUUCAUUCUACUUUGGGUCAGAAUAGAUUACAGAGAGAAACCAGGGUUCAUUGCUUGCACUAUUGCUGCAAUUCUUGCUGCAAUUGCUAUUCUUCUGGGAGUAACACAGGGAACUGAUGUAUGGUGAUUCAUUUACAAAGCUGCAGUUGGUCACCUUUAGCGUAUUUAUAUUCACCCGAUAUUGUAAAUUCUGGAAACAAUCUGUAGUUUUUUAUUUAAUUCAUAAGCUGGUGCAGGUUUUUUAUUUGUUAAUAAGAUUGCAAGUAACUAAAGGGUGAUUAAAAGUCCCAUAGCUAUAUCUGCUGUUUGCAAUGGUUUCUUUCACAUAUUACCUGCUUCCCUUGUUCAGUGUAGAUUUAAGCUCAUGGUGGAAAAGAAUCUUUUGAAGGUCCUUGUGACUUUGUUGUUGCUAUUUUUAACCUCUCUCGGACGGGAAAGAAAUGAAAUAUCAGCAAAUAUUUAUUUUGGCUGA